This is a messenger RNA of Sturnus vulgaris (Common starling), 3216 nucleotides long. The record is from RefSeq and is a predicted model, not a curated record. Lineage: Eukaryota; Metazoa; Chordata; Aves; Passeriformes; Sturnidae.
CUGUGCCAUGACUCUGUGCCCUGGAUGCCUGUAAGGGGGACAUCCUCUUGCCAAGGGAAAAUGAGGUCUGGAGUGCAAUCUCUGCUGCAGCAUUGUUACACACUGCUGGCAAGGAACAUGCAGGCUGGCCUUGGUGUCUCUCCAGGAGGAGAGGAUGUUGUGGUUUUGGAGGAUAGUUUUCCACGGACGCACGCAAAUGUGGAAAAGCACUGGGAUGUUUUAAUUUCCCUUCUUUAUGCGGCCUUCAUCCUGGGAAAGAGGAUUUCUAGUGAAGCCUCUCUUAAAUGGGGUCAUCUGGCAGAUUGGCUGUGUAACACCAAAAUAUCACAGGGCACGUAGAUGUUGGCUUGAAACGACAAAGCUACUGAGAGCCUGCUUGAGUCCUGGAGCUGCCUCCCCUGCCCAGCAGUGUUGGCAAGCAAGGACGGGUUCCCAGGACCUCAGCAGAGCCCUGGCCUCGAGGCAUGGACAGAAACAUGAGGAAACCUGAGUGUUCAUAGUCCAUCUCCUGGGGGAGGGAUGGUGUUCCACAAGCCCCAACAGGUCCACAUCUCACCAUCUCCUUCUCCUCUCGUCCUAGUUCUUUGCCCAGCUGCUGGGGUUCCUGAUCAGCGUGGUCAGCUCCAUCUUCUGUGGCCACCUGGGGAAAGCUGAGCUGGAUGCUGUGACCCUGGCUGUGUCUGUACGUAUUGCUCCAAUUCUCCUUGGAUUUAAAACAUAUUAUGUGUCAACAAAAAAAGAAGAACUAAAAAAACCAGACCUGUAGGAAUGUACAUGUGAGGGCCCUGUUCUUUUUUUUUUUUUUCCCUGAGCACAGGCAGGAGAGGGGAGCUGAGCAGUCAGUGCCUGUGCCAGUGCAAGGCCAGCACCUGAGAGUCUCUGGCCAGUUCCCUGAACCCACCAGACCUGGGCAUGUAGCCAGGAGCAGCACUGUGUGGUGGUGCUUCAGAUCUUCUUACUAGAAGAUCCUUUUCCCCACUAUUUAGUUAAGAGACCAUGUUAUUCUGAGAAAUAGAGAAGGACUGGAAAAUUUCCCAAAAACUUGUAGCAGAACUGUCUCCCCACCCAGCUGGGAGGGAGACAGUGCUGUGGGCCAGGUUCCCCUGUCUCUCCUCCAGGUUAUCAACGUGACAGGAAUCUCCAUCGGUUCUGGCUUAGCCUCAGCCUGUGACACUCUGAUGACCCAGACAUAUGGCAGCAAGAACCUGAAGCAGGUGGGCACCAUCCUGCAGCGAGGCAUCCUCAUCCUGCUGCUGUUCUGCUUCCCUUGCUGGGCCCUCUUCAUCAACACCGAGAGGAUCCUUCUGCUCAUCCGACAGGACCCCGAGGUCUCCAGGUUAACUCAGCUCUACGUGAUGAUCUUUAUUCCAGCACUUCCUGCGGUGUUUCUGUUCCAGCUGCUGACAAGAUAUUUACUGAGUCAGGAGAUCAUUAUGCCUCAGGUGGUGACAGGGAUUGCAGCCAACAUCCUCAAUGCUGCCAUGAACGCCUUCCUCCUCUAUGCUCUGAAGCUGGGCAUGGUGGGCUCUGCCUGGGCUAACAUGGUUUCUCAGUACACCCAGGUCAUCCUCCUUGUCCUUUACAUGUGGUGGAGGAAGAUCCAUGUGAAGACCUGGGGAGGCUGGAGCAGGGAGUGCCUCGUGGACUGGGGCUCCUUCAUCUGGCUGGCAGUGCCUGGCAUGGUCAUGCUGUGCAUUGAGUGGUGGACCUUUGAGAUUGGGAGCUUCUUGGCUGGGCUGAUCAGUGUGGUGGAGCUGGGUGCACAAUCUGUCAUCUAUGAGCUCGCCUGUGUCGCAUACAUGGUGCCUCUGGGCAUCAGCGUGGCUGCGAGUGUCAGAGUGGGGAAUGCCUUGGGAGCAGGGAAUGUGGAGCAAGCCAAGACCUCCUGUAUCACUGCACUGCUGUGCACAGGAGUUUUCGCUGUGGUGGUUGCAGCAUUGCUGGGGAGCCUAAGGAACGUGGUGGGAUACAUCUUCACCAACGACACGGAGAUUGUCAGCUUGGUGUCCAAAGUGAUGCUCAUCUUCGGUCCGUUCCACUUGCUGGAUGCAACAGCUAGCACGUGUGGCGGGGUGCUGCGGGGCACGGGCAAGCAGAAGCUGGGCGCCAUCGCCAACGCCAUCGGAUAUUACACCAUCGGCUUCCCCAUCGGCAUCUCCCUGAUGUUUGCAGCCAGGAUGGGGGUGUUAGGUCUGUGGGUUGGGAUGAUCAUUUGCAUCUCCGUGCAAGCCCUUUCCUUCUUGGCUUUUGUCAUCCGAAUGGAUUGGAAGAAAGCUGCAGAGGAGGCUCAAGUCCGAGCUGGAAUGAAAGAACAAGUGGAAGAUGUGAACUCCAAUGGCACAGCUGCUAACAAAACAUCUGCUGUGGGUUACACCUCCCUUGACACAGACACCGGGGACACCGCGGUCCUGCCCGAGAGCAUCGUGAUGGGGGAGAGGCAGCCUGACCACGAGCUCAGCACACAGGAGGAGCCCGUUGUCGUUGUCCCUGUUCUUCCCCCUGUGGCAUGGAGGGCUGUGAUCUUCCACCGUGUGCUGGCUGCUGCUGCUGCCAUCGCUGUCCUGCUGGUGGGAAUCCUGGUCCGGCUCCUGACUGGCAAUGGCUAAAACCGGGGACACUGAGGAGCUGUGCAUGGAGCAGGAGGGCACGUGGCAAUGUCCCAGAGGAUGGUUGGACAAGGAAUUCCCCUGCAGUGCCUUACAAAAAGUCUCUUUGCACAGUUUCUGGUUAACUCACAAUGUUUUAUCCCACACGCAGAGUUCUUCAAGGGGGUGAGGAUGUGGCACCUGGGGAAAAAAAAAAAAAGUGCUUGAGAGCUGGUUCCUCUCUUGCACUGCACUGGGAUGUCACCUGUGAAAGGUGGGAGUGCAUCCUGGGGCUGACCUGAGAAGAAGACAGGGUCCUGGUGCUGCUGUCCUUCUCUCUGGGGACACUGGACCGUGUCAUUUGCUCAUGGCAGAGGCUCCUGCUGCCCACAGCACGUUUCCUCACACACCAGCCUGUACCAGCAUCUUGGGGUGGCAAAUCCCACUUGCAGCCGUUGUGGCAGCACAGAACAAAAUAGAUUUUGCUGGAAGAUGUCUGACUCUGCUGUUGGGUGCUGGCUGCUGGCCCUGACCCUGCUCUCCCUCUGCAGGCACAGGGCCUAAAGCAACUCUUCUUUGCACUUUUGUAAGGUGGGAUUUUGAUACAAUAAAGUUUUCUGAGUAAAUGUUA